Molecule: messenger RNA, 1313 nt
Organism: Aedes aegypti (yellow fever mosquito)
Lineage: Eukaryota; Metazoa; Arthropoda; Insecta; Diptera; Culicidae
Product: probable ribosome production factor 1
Exons: 1
Coding region: 167-1267 (366 amino acids)
Biological process (GO): maturation of 5.8S rRNA; maturation of LSU-rRNA
Cellular component (GO): preribosome, large subunit precursor; nucleolus
Molecular function (GO): rRNA primary transcript binding
Source: RefSeq, a predicted model, not a curated record
CUCUCCACACUGUUGUUGAUGGCGAUUCAGUUUCAAAAUAAACCAACGUGGUUCCUCGAUUCCGCUCGCAGUUCUGUUCUGUUCUGGUUUGCAUAGUUUUUGCAAUAAAAAUCGUAAAAAAAAGUUAAUUUACUCGAAAUUCGCUCAAAUCCAAAGUGUUCUGAAAAUGUCCAGCGACAGCGGUAGCGAUUCCGACAUGGAAGCACCCCAACAGAAGCAGGAACAGCCCCAAAAACGCAAACGGCUGCAGGACUACUUGGACGAGAAGGCGGCUCGGGAAGCAGCAGAACGUGCCGAAAUGGAAUUGAGGAAACGCCGGAGGAGCGGAUUAGACGAUGAGGAAGAAGUGGGCGAAGUAAGUUAUCCCGUUAUUAAUCCGAUAAAUUUCAUUAAGAACAAAGAGAUCCGGUCGAAAAAAUUCAAACGACUCCAAGGGUCCAAGAAAAAAGAGGAAAAAGCCGCUAGGAAGGCCCGGAAAUUGGAAGGGGGUCCAAAAACUACCGGGCAUACCAUCGAAAGCUUGCGGGAAAAGGAUCAGACCUCGUUGGCCAAUGUCACGGAAGACGACAACGAGGAAAUUGCAAACGAUUUGGAGAACGAUGAAUUCAACGAGUACUACAAGAAAACGUACGAACCGAAAGUGCUGAUUACGUACAGCGCAACGCCCCAUACGAGGACCCGGAAAUUUGCCGCAGAACUGGAAAGGAUACUGCCGAAUUCCCUUGUUCACGCUAGAAACAAGGCGCGGCUGAAAAAUGUCUGCAAAAGCGCCAUUCGCGAAGAGUUCACCGAUUUGAUUGUCAUCAACGAGAACAAAAAACAACCGGAGGGUUUGCUGGUCAUUCAUUUACCGGAGGGUCCCACGGCGCACUUCAAAAUCAGUAACUUCAAAUCGUUGAAGGAUCUGAAGAAGCGACCAUCGAACAUUACCAGCCAUCGUCCGGAAGUGAUUUUAACCAACUUCAGUACCCGGUUGGGUUUGACCAUUGGCCGGAUGCUGGGUGCGCUGUUUCACUACGAGCCGGAAUUCAAGGGACGCCGUGUGGCCACCUUCCACAACCAGCGGGACUACAUCUUUUUUCGGCACCAUCUGUACGAAUUCGACAAGAAUGGGAAGCGGGUCAAGCUGCGAGAGUUGGGGCCGAGAUUCACGUUGAAGUUGCGAUCCCUACAGCAAGGACUGUUCGACAGCAAGUGUGGCGAUUACGAGUGGAUGAUUACCAACAAGCGGCACCAGAUGGAGAGCAGAAGACGGUUCUUCCUGUAGAUCAGUUGUUUUUUCUUCCAUGCUGAUUAAAAUAAUGUAAGUAGAA